Molecule: messenger RNA, 669 nt
Organism: Cariama cristata (Red-legged seriema)
Lineage: Eukaryota; Metazoa; Chordata; Aves; Cariamiformes; Cariamidae
Product: butyrophilin subfamily 3 member A2-like
Exons: 3
Source: RefSeq, a predicted model, not a curated record
GCCAGUAUAAAAUUAUUCCUCCUGACAAGCCUGUCAUUGGAAUCAUUGGAAAAGGAGUCAUCCUUCCAUGUCAACUGAAAGUUAAGAUAAUCCCUGAGAGACUUUCCGUUCAGUGGAUGUUUACUGAAAACUCCAGAAAAAUUGAUGUGACCACUUAUGAUGGAAAAAACACACACAAUCCAGUUCAUGAGGACAAGAUAUACCAGGGCAGGACUAAUUUUUUUCAGUCUGAAUUUAAUAAGGGAAAUGUGUCUCUUCACCUGAAAAAUGUCAUGCUCUCGGACAAAGGGAAAUACACCUGCAGUGUCUUUUUUGAGAAUUGGUAUGAUGAAGUGGUGGUUGACCUGGAUGUGGCAGCUAAAGGUGAUGAGUCUUCCAUUUUCCUGGAUGGUCAUGUGGGGCAAGGAAUUGGCCUCACCUGCAAGUCACAGGGAUGGUUUCCAGAGCCCACAGUCAUUUGGCUGAACAGCAAAGGACAGACACGGGAGGAGAAAGUGACCACCCAAAGCACAAAGACUUCUUCAGGUGUUUUUGAUGUUGUAAGUUCCAUGAGUCUUGAACCAGGAUCUGACAAGGAAGUCUCCUGCAGAGUAGUCAAUAACCUACUCAACGCAGUGUGUGAAUCCCGAGUCCUGAUUUCAGAUUUCUGGGAAGCCAGAAGCCACGCAG